Molecule: messenger RNA, 1979 nt
Organism: Phacochoerus africanus (Common warthog)
Lineage: Eukaryota; Metazoa; Chordata; Mammalia; Artiodactyla; Suidae
Product: histone H2AX
Exons: 1
Coding region: 724-1155 (143 amino acids)
Biological process (GO): DNA damage response
Cellular component (GO): nucleosome
Molecular function (GO): structural constituent of chromatin; DNA binding; protein heterodimerization activity
Source: RefSeq, a predicted model, not a curated record
UCCUCUAAGAGUUUGCCUAUCUCUCUGCCUCAUCCUUUUUCUUUCAGUACCUCAGGCCACUUCUAGCAAGAAGUGAACACAAAGAACAAACCAGGUAGAACAUGUUGAGUAAAUAUUGAAAUCCUGCUGCUCCGUGGCGUAGAGAGCCAUAAGAUUGGCAUUAUCUGGUAUGGGGUCAAACUUGCAGAGGGUCUCUAAUUCCUUCCCUUUUUCAUGCCCCUUUUGCCAGAUAGGAGGGCGUGGCCAGACCUGGGAAGUGAGGCAGAGUGGUCAAUAGUGCUGACCCCUUUUCUUUAAAAACCAUAAGUCCCACACACAUUUCCCUGAGAUGGCUUCAGACCUCACUCUCUCUGUCUUCCGGUUCUGGAGUCUGGCUGUAGUGUUUAAAUCUGGCGCGCUUCACAUGGAUUGGCUACACCGGAGAGUGGUUUGCUGUCGGCUCGCCGCAGCUCCUCCUCUCCUCUUUCCCCGGGCAGAAGGUUUUCAAAUUCUACCAAUCGGAGGGCGCGUUCUCUCAGCCGGGGCGCGCCACCGAUUGGUUAACUGCAGCCAACCGGAGGCGGGUAUUAAAGAAAAGAGCCAAUCAGGAGGGCGCGGGGGUGUGCCCUGGGGGGCUUAUAAGGGCGGCUUCUGGGCGCGCGCGGCACCAGUUGGACUGCGGCGGCGGCUGUUUUUCGUCCUUGCGACAGGCGUUCUCCUCAACGUUCAUCUACCUCACGCAGCAUGUCGGGCCGCGGCAAGACCGGCGGCAAGGCCCGCGCCAAGGCCAAGUCUCGCUCAUCACGCGCCGGCCUCCAGUUCCCGGUGGGCCGCGUGCACCGCCUGCUGCGCAAGGGCCACUAUGCCGAGCGAGUGGGCGCCGGCGCGCCAGUCUACCUGGCGGCGGUGCUCGAGUACCUCACCGCCGAGAUCCUGGAGCUGGCGGGCAACGCGGCCCGCGACAACAAGAAGACGCGGAUCAUCCCUCGCCACCUGCAGUUAGCCAUCCGCAACGACGAGGAGCUCAACAAGCUGCUGGGCGGUGUGACGAUCGCCCAGGGAGGCGUCCUUCCCAACAUCCAGGCCGUGCUGCUGCCCAAGAAGACCAGCGCCACCGUGGGGCCGAAGGCGCCCGCCGGCGGCAAGAAGGCCACCCAGGCCUCGCAGGAGUACUGAGGCCGCCCGCGCCGCCACGGCCGCCGCCCGGUCUUCCCUUCGCCACCACAAAGGCCCUUUUAAGGGCCACCACAGCCCUCACGGAAAGAGCUGGGCCACGACGGGCUCCCGGCCGCGCGCUCGCCCCCUCCCCAGCCUCGCCGCCGCCUGCCCGCCCCUCCCCCGCGCGGCCCGCUCCCGCUGUGGCUCCGCCGAGGACGGCCGUUUGAAAGCCGCUCGGCCCCGGGGUCCAGCUCGUGACUGCUGGCCUGGCCGCAGACGCUGAUGGGCUGCGGGGAGGACGCGGCGCCUAAUGGAAGGCUGGGCCGGCCGUGCUGACGCAGGGCCGGGGAGCGCGGCGGGAAGGUGAGUGGGUGCGGAGGCCGCCGGCGGGGCCGCGCGCGUUACUCUCCAGCCCGUUGCUCUGGCCGCGACUUCUGACGGAACUCGAUUUCGGGCGGCGGCGGAGUCGGUCACUUAAUUUGUUCCGGGGCCCCUUUGCUGCCGGGUCCCGGGCCUUGCACGUCCGCGCUCCAUCCAUCUCCGCUCGAAGGCCCGUGCGCGUCCGGGACGAGACACUUGGCGGUGUGAGCGUCUCCCGCGGUGGCCGGUUCGGGCGGGGUGGGGGCCGCGCCCCCAGGCCCGCUCCCCUCCCGGAGGGUCCACUGGGCAAGCCAAGCACCUAGAUACCAGCACUACUAGUCCAUUAACCCCCGUCUGGACUGAGCCGCCGUUGGCUUCGGAACUGGAAUUUUGCAGCUAACCCAUCCGAGACUAGUACUUUAGGUAUUGGGGAGUUUCAGAUGGACUAAUUUUGUUUAUUAAAGGAUUGGUUUUUAUAUAUA